Molecule: messenger RNA, 5020 nt
Organism: Marchantia polymorpha subsp. ruderalis
Lineage: Eukaryota; Viridiplantae; Streptophyta; Marchantiopsida; Marchantiales; Marchantiaceae
Source: the annotation of a GenBank genome assembly
GGAAAGGAAGGGAGGCCUAAAAGAGGCGCAGAGAGAAGGACAGGGAGCAGCGCAGCGACACGCGCAGGACGACGAGCAGUGCUGCACUCGAUCACUCAAUCGCUCAAUCGCUCGCUCGCUUGCAUUCCGAGGCCAUCAAUUCCGCGAGGGCGGAAGUCAAGAGUCGAGAAUUGGCCGAGAGGUCGGGACGAGAAAUUGCGAGAGAGAGAGAGAGAGAGAGAGAGAGAGAGAGGUCAACCUUGAGAGAAAGGCGUGGACCAGUAGCAGUAAGCGUCGUCUGAGAGAUCCCGGGCUCGGGGGAGCUUCGGAGGCAGUGGAGAGUACAAGAUAAUUCGUGCUUUUUUUGGGUGGGGCGAGAGAGAGGGAGGGAGGGAGGGGAGGGGAGAGGAGGAGGAGGAGAAGGGGAAGUGAAGAGGUUGAUUGAUUCUUUGUAGCUUUCGUCAAGAGGAGGGAGGAGGAAGAGGAAGAAGGAUUUGGGAAGGUGAUCCGAUUGGAGUACCGCCCGAGUAAUUGCGAACGAUUGAGUGUUCGAUUGCGCGAGAGGGAGUGUGGGCGAGGGAAGGGAAUAAGAGAGCGAUUGAUUUGGUGCGGAGAGGUGGUGGAGGGAAGGUUGAAGGUUGCGGCCUUGGGGGUUUAUGAUCCUGGACGAGGAGAAGGAGGAGGAGAUUGGGGAGGGAAGGAUUGCGUGAGCGGAGGAGAGGGCGGAGGAAGGAGACGUGUGGGUUCAAGGGAGGCGAAGAAAGGGGAGGGAGUGGGGUAGGGGGGGAGGGAGUGAGGGAGGGAGGGAGGCCGGGCGGAGAGAUAGUGUGAUGGAAUCGUCGACCGAGAGGUGGAAGAGUUGAAGAAGGAGAAGAGGAGCCGGCGAAGGAGAAAGACAGACGCAGACAGAUCUAUCCGAGUGGAGAGGACCUGUGAGGAAGAGUAGGAAGUGGAAACGAGAGCGAGAGAAAGCGAGUGGGAAUCAAUUUGUACACACACAUUCUUUUGUGCAUAAUUCUUUGAGUAUUGCUACGGUUGAUGUUUUCGGGCCUCGCCCUCAGAGUGCCAAAAUUUCGAACUUCCUCGUACCUCAUCAUCUGCAAGAAGGACAGACAUACGAAUCACAAGAGGACAGGAGAAGAGUGGCUCUCAGUUCAGGUAGCCUGAUUCCCGAGCAACCCUCCAAGCGACCCUGCGUGUUUAUUGGAGGGUUCAGGGAGUUUGGAGUUGAUGAAUUUGUCAAUGUGGCCUGGGGGAGAGCUGUUCCUUGAAUGCCCUCUAGGGGAGUGCCGGCUUUUUCCCGAAGCUGUGUUAGCUAACGUUUGGUUCCUCCGAGAGUGCAAUGAUCAUAUUUUAUGUCUAGAAAUUGGGGACAAUUGGCUUCAGGAACAAUCUCUCAGGCUGGAAGACAAGUUUCUCACCUGAAACUGCCUCCUCGCCAGUUUCAGGUGAGUCUCAUGUUGCCUUCCUCUCCUUCAUCCUGUAAAUGCCCCCCACACCCCAUAUUCGGCGAAUUUUUUUUAUUUGUGUGUUGUGGGGUAGUUUCUCCGCACUGACUGCGAGUGGAGUGCUCAUAGUUCUACCACAAAUGGAUGUUCUGAGACGAGAGUCUACUCAAGAGCUUCAUACUGGACUAGGACAAGUGUGACCGGUUUCUCUGCAGCUGAAAUUGAAAGGCGUUGUAAUUGUAUUUGCGUUGAACUUUCAACACGCAUUCAUUUGAUUGUUGGAGUCAUGGCGGCAGCAGAAGCUGCAGAUUUGGAAGGGGUGAGAGAGGCCGUCGGGGACGAUGAGGCUGAGAUGGAUGCCAGGAUAGCAGCCAUUAUGCACUUGCAACAAUUGCAGCAUAAGCAGGAAGUGAUGCAACUCCUGGAGGCUCAUCCUGUGACCAACGCUGACACGGAAUUCAGAAUGCAGCUGGAAGAACUUGUCAGGGAUCACCUAAACACUUGCAUGGCCCUUGCAUCCUGUAGCACGUCUCAUGACAACAGCCCACAUGCACCUACUUUUGGACCUCUCAGGGGUGAUAGCAGCGAAUCUCGUCACCAUUUGCUGGAUCACUCGCCAGACCAAUGCCACCACCACCACCACCACCACCAUCAGUACCUGCUCGUCGACGGUGAGGAAGGAGUCGAUGUCGAAGAGGACAGGCUAGGGCGCCAGCAGCAAUUGCCUGGUGAAUCUGCUGAUGAUUUGGGAGUCUCGCGUGCAUUGUUGAGACCCCAAUCCAAUAUUCUUGGUAGGUGGGAUGAAAGGCAGGGUACUGAACCUACGCUGAGGGAGAGGCAAGUUCGGGAGGCAGAACUUUUGGCACUCGCCAGUCUGCAUACUGUGUCUACUUUGGAUGCAUCUUUCUUGCAACCACCACCCCAACCGUGUGCCAGAAAUCGAACAGAUGAGAACGCUUCAGUACAAAGGCCACAAAGACCUCAGAAUUCCUUGUUCCAGAUGUGGAGGGAAUUGGAGGGUGAAAGAGAGAGGGAAAGACAACAACUUUCGGAAAGGCCUAGGACUCGAGGAACUGAAUCUGAGGAAGUGCAGAUGUGGGAAGAGUUUGAACGAGAGCAUGAAGAAGCGGAUUUGCACAGGAAUCCGCAGUCUGAUGGAACAUCAGCACAAACAGAAGCGGUCAUAUCAGAAGAUAACUUGCAACGGUGGCAGGAUAAUCAGGAUAUUAUUGGGGCUGAGAUGGAGCAGUCCAUAUUAAUUGAACCUUCGCGAAUCGAAACAACCAUCCAGGAUGCUAGCAACAAUGCUCAAGUCUCGGAAAUGGGUGGGAACCAAAAUGAAACACAAGAGGUAGAUGGAGAGAGGGAAAGGGUGAGGCAAAUAGUCCGGAGAUGGAUGAGAGAAAGUGGUGUGGCCGACUCAGAGGCAGGGUCUAAUGCUCGCCCGAGUAGCCGGACUGAAUGGCUUCGUGAGGAUGAGAGGGAGAGAGUAAGAGAAAUGGCUCGAGAAUGGGUACGUGUGAGCAAUUUUGAGAGUAGGGACGCAUCGCCUCAAAGGCAAGAUACCCCAUCCAGCUCUCCGCCUAGGCCCGCUCCAGUGCAUCAAGCAAGAGUGGACAGCUCUUCUCCAGGUGAUACGGUCCCAGAUCAGCGCAGUCUGGAUGCUGAGAGACAGCGGAGGAUGAUCUUGGAGUUGCUGAUGCGUUCCGAGCAGGAAAGGCAAAGAGAGCUGGAAGGGCUGUCAGAACACCGCAGUGUUUCUGAAUUUGCCCACCGCAACCGUCUGCAGAACCUUCUGCGAGGACGGUUUCUCAGGAAUGGAGUAACUGCUGACGAAGAUCGGCCUCCUUCUUCAGCAGCUGGAGAAAUAGGACAGCUCCGUCAACGACGUGCUGUCAGUGGUUUAAGGGAGGGAUUCCGUUUCAGGCUAGAAACUAUUGUUCGUGGCCAGGCCAAUCCGCAACAAAAUGAUGUUCAAAGGAGAAGGCUGCCAAACCAGCAGGUUGUAUCGACCGCAACCGUGCCACCCAGGGUGGCCCCAAGGGUUGAGCGCCCAGUACGGAGAGAUUGGCCAGCUGUGGGCGCUGCCCGCAGGGCAAGUGAAUUGCAAUCACUGGAAGACGCCACAGCAUAUAAUAUGGAACUUCGUGAGCUCCUUGGACGGCGGAGUGUUACAACUAUGCUGGCCAGUGAAUUCCGGGACCGGCUCGAUCAGCUAAUUAGAUCGUUCAUUCACAGACAAGGGCGUACGCCACAACCUUGGAAUAUCGGUAGACCUGCGCAGCCUGCAGCCAAUCAACAAGAGCAAGCUCAACAACGGCAGGUGGAUGGAGACGUCAGAGAUAAUGCUGCUCAAGCUAUUCCGAUAUUUGUUCCUCCUCCUCCACCUCCUCCUCCUCUACCACUGUGGCUGCGAGAAACUCAGACAGCAGCAUGGCCACGGCCUCCUAUGCGGGCUGGGGAACUGGAGUGGGAAUCCACAAGCCGAAGUCUGAAAGCAGACGUUGCCGUCUUACAACGAGGCAUGGGAGAGUUGCGUGGAAUGAUGGAUACAUGUAUACAAAUGCAACUUGAGCUCCAACGUUCAAUACGGCAAGAAGUCUCUGGUGCUCUACAGCGGAUGUACAUUGGCAAAGCAAUACCAAACGAAGCAUUGGAUGGUGCGAAGUGGACCUCCGUCAAAAGGGGCAUUUGCUGCAUUUGCUGCGAUAAGCCAAUUGACUCUCUUCUUUACAGAUGUGGUCAUAUGUGUACUUGUUUGACAUGCGCAAUGGAGUUGCACCAAAAGAGUGACAGAUGUCCAAUGUGUCGCGCGGCAAUUGUGGAAGUUGUGCGGGCUUUCACAGUAACCUGAAAUCCAACCCUCCAGCUGUGGUGAGUAGAUUAGUUUGAGGAAUGCUGCAUUGAUAAUUACUUCUCCAAUUUCUCCAUGAAGAGAGAGAUGACAGGGGUGUGUACAGGUAUGUAAUCCAACAGAAUUAUAGAAUGCCCUUACGAUACCACGGGUAGAGGGAGUUAUGACUGUGGCUCCCAAGGCAGUGAGGGUUAGCUGGAGUUUACCUGCACAUUCAGUUGAGGACACGUCCAUAAUGGUCCCUUGUAGAGGGAAUCGAGUUCCAAUAAGCGCAGUAGUAGAUACAUGGCAAGCUCUCAAGGGAUAGGUUUUCUCAAAAGGUUUUCAGCUAUGGUGGUAUUUUUGGUAUGUAACAUUGUUUGAGUGUAAGUAUACUGUAUAUGAUUACCUUUCUCCCAGAAUAAAAGGUUGUGGGAGGUGACAAGUCUUCUGCUUUGAAGAGUGGGAAUGCUUUAUGCAUAUGCUUGCAGUGAUCGAGGCGAAUCACGGUGCAAGCAUAUGAAUAUAGCAGAAUGAGGUGAGGAUGUUGUGACACAAUUAAGAGGAAAUCUAUGAAAAUUGUGGGAAGUUUCAGGUGACGAAUCCUGAAGCUCGAAAGUCGUUAAAAACGGUAGCGUGUACCUUAGGAGAUGGAUGCCCUGCGAGUGAACUUCUUAAUUUGUUCUACCAAGUAUAUUCCCAUUACGGAAGUCACUAUACAUUUGACAGUGCUGUUGGUUAUGGUCAUUUCAAUCUCUGC